This is a messenger RNA of Cucurbita pepo subsp. pepo (vegetable marrow), 2519 nucleotides long. RefSeq names its product protein STRUBBELIG-RECEPTOR FAMILY 8. NCBI's taxonomy places the organism in Eukaryota, Viridiplantae, Streptophyta, Magnoliopsida, Cucurbitales, Cucurbitaceae. Gene Ontology annotation, molecular function: ATP binding; protein binding; protein kinase activity. The record is from RefSeq and is a predicted model, not a curated record. Gene Ontology annotation, biological process: protein phosphorylation.
UUCCCCAUUUUCCCAUUUUUUCCCCUCUCUCUAUCUCUCUCUUCAUAAGCUUCGAAUCUCCUUCUCUCUCUAGCUGUCAUUUUCUUUUAUGGCGAUGCUUCCUCCCUCUCCCCAUUGAUCUCUACUUCAUUCUUGCUUCUGCAUGUUCUAAACCCUUGAAGAACAAGAGGGUAUCAGAGCACUGCUGAAUGUGUUUGGAGGUGUAAUGGCUUUCUGGGUGUUUUUCUUCUUGAUCUUUGGUUCUGUUCCGCUUGUUCCUGCUCUUACUCUUGCUUCUGAUGUUCAAGCUUUGCAAGUUAUAUACACCUCAUUGAACAGUCCUCCACAGCUGACUGGCUGGAUUGGUAGUGGCGGUGAUCCAUGUGUUGAGUUAUGGAAAGGGGUGACUUGUGAAGGCUCUGCUGUUGUCUCCAUUGAGAUUUCCGGGUUGGGGCUGAAUGGCACGAUGGGCUAUGCGCUCUCGAGCCUUAUUUCAUUGAGAAAUCUUGAUAUGAGCGACAACAAUAUUCACGACACGAUUCCUUACCAAUUACCACCGAACCUCACGAGCCUAAAUAUGGCAAAAAACAAAUUAACUGGUAAUCUUCCUUAUUCACUUUCCACCAUGGCUUCUCUCAAUUAUCUGAAUAUGAGCCAUAAUUUGCUAGCUCAGGCGAUAGGAGACGUUUUCACGAAUCUUACUUCCCUGGGGACCUUGGACCUUUCUUUCAACAACUUUACCGGGGAUCUUCCGAUUUCCUUGAGCUCAUUGUUGAAUAUUUCUUCUCUCUUUUUACAGAACAACCAAUUGACUGGUUCGCUCAAUAAUCUUAUCAGUUUGCCUCUAACGACGCUAAAUGUAGCGAAUAAUAAUUUCAGUGGAUGGAUACCUCAAGAACUGAAGUCGAUCGAAAAUUUCAUAUACGAUGGUAAUUCAUUCGACAACAGUCCUGCACCUCCUCCACCCCCUUUCACUCCACCUCCUCCUGGUCGAUCUCGUAACAGCCCCCGACACCCUGGGUCCGGCGGUGGCAACCACACUGCCUCAAGCUCUGAUAGCAGUUCAUCAAACUCGAAGAAAGGCUUGUCAGUUUUGGAAAUAGUAGGGAUAAUUUUGGGUGCUAUAAUUUUUGUCCUCAUUGUGUUGGUUGCUUUUGCUGUAUGCAUCCAGAAGAGAAAACGGAAGAACAUCGGUCUACGAGCUUCGAGCGGAAGGCUGUCUAUUGGCACUAGCGUGAAUACGGAGGUGCACGAGCAUCGGGUUAAAAGCGUUGCUGCUGUUGCAGAUAUUAAGCCACUCCCUGCGGAGAAAAUGAAUCCCGAGAGAUUACAAGCGAAAAACGGAUCGGUGAAAAGGAUAAAGUCCCCUAUUACUGCAACUUCUUACACUGUUGCUUCUCUUCAAAGUGCAACAAAUAGCUUUAGUCAAGAAUGCAUAGUCGGUGAAGGCUCUCUCGGUCGUGUUUACAAAGCCGAGUUUCCAAACGGGAAGAUAAUGGCAAUCAAGAAAAUCGACAAUGCGGCGUUGUCGCUACAGGAAGAAGACAAUUUUCUUGAAGCGGUCUCAAACAUGUCAAGAUUGAGGCACACGAAUAUUGUGACACUAAAUGGUUAUUGCGUCGAGCAUGGUCAGCGUCUUCUCGUUUACGAGUUCAUUGGAAAUGGAAGUUUACACGACAUGCUCCAUUUUGCUGAAGAUAGUAGCAAGACACUGACUUGGAACGCCCGUGUCCGAGUAGCACUUGGAACAGCUCGAGCUUUAGAAUACUUGCAUGAGGUAUGCUUGCCUUCUGUUGUACAUAGAAACUUGAAGACAGCAAACAUAUUACUGGAUGAAGAGCUCAACCCCCAUUUGUCUGAUUCCGGUUUGGCUGCUUUAACGCCCAACACAGAGCGACAGGUUUCUACUCAGAUGGUUGGUUCCUUUGGCUACAGUGCUCCGGAGUUUGCCUUGUCGGGAAUAUACACCGUUAAAAGCGAUGUGUACAGCUUUGGCGUGGUGAUGUUGGAGCUGUUGACGGGACGAAAGCCGCUUGAUAGUUCGAGGGUGAGAUCGGAGCAGUCGCUUGUGAGAUGGGCUACUCCCCAACUUCACGAUAUUGACGCCUUAGCGAAAAUGGUCGAUCCUACUUUGAAUGGAAUGUACCCCGCAAAAUCUCUAUCACGCUUCGCCGACAUCAUUGCUCUAUGUGUUCAGCCGGAACCCAAAUUUCGACCACCAAUGUCGGAAGUAGUACAGGCAUUGGUGCGUUUAGUGCAAAGAGCCAGUGUGGUUAAGAGGCAUUCGAGCGACGAGUCGGGUUUCAGUUACAAAACGCCAGACCACGAGGGAGUUGAGUUGCAAUUUUGAGUACAAAAAAAACACUCAGAAGCCAGACCAUAGGGCUGAGGGAUGAUGAGACAAGCUGUUGUAAUUAACAUAUUUAUUAUUGUUGCAAGUUUUUAUAACUUAUGGCCACAUUAGAGUGUAUAGCAACCAAGAAAUGGUUUCUUUAUAAGCUUUUCUCUUCCCUUCAAUAAUAAUAUUAUUUACUUCAAAA